ACAGGAUUCGGGUAAAGUUACGCUUUAAGGUCGCCGGCUGUACUAUAAAAGAGUAAGAAAUCCGACAUUUGAUGUCAGUUGAGUUAAGAGCUUCAUUUAGUGUAAAAAAUAUAAUUAUGUUUGUGAAGAAGUCCUGCUUACUUAUUGCCACAAUCUCCCUAGUAAGCGCAACGGGAGUAAUAAACUUGGGCCAUUAUGGUGGUUAUGGAUUAGGAGCUGGACUGGGCGCAGGAGUUGGGGCCGGGCUGGGUGCCGGACUAGGCGCAUACGGAGCAGCCGGAUUAGGAGCGGGAUUAGAGAAUGGAGGUGGGAACUAUGGACAUGGUGUAGCUAUUGGACACGUGGCUGAACAGGUAGUUUCCUCAAUUCCCGUAGUUCAAACUAGGGUGGAACCAUAUGACCAUAAUCCUAUCUAUGGUUACUCUUAUACAGUACAUGAUUCACACACUGGAGAUUCUAAACACCAGAUUGAAACUAGACAUGGAGACUCUGUUAGAGGAGAGUACAGCCUGGCUGAACCCGAUGGCAGCAGACGUACCGUACACUACGCUUCCGAACCGCACACCGGUUUUAACGCCGUAGUUCACAGAAGUCAUCACUAGAACUGAAACUUUUUGAAGCUCGGCUAAAUUAUAUACUGACCUUAUGAACUUCCAACUUUAUGGUUUUUGCCUUUCAUUACUGUAUUUACUUGUCUAUUUUAGAAUUAGGUAGAUAUUAAGACUGACCCUGUAUAUUUGUUUAUUGGAAGAAUAAAAAGUUUUGAAUAAAUGGAUAAAAAUACGA
This is a messenger RNA of Anthonomus grandis grandis, 786 nucleotides long. Its product is annotated as cuticle protein 7-like. The transcript is spliced from 4 exons. Lineage: Eukaryota; Metazoa; Arthropoda; Insecta; Coleoptera; Curculionidae. Bases 72 to 602 code for a protein of 176 amino acids. The record is from RefSeq and is a predicted model, not a curated record. Gene Ontology annotation, cellular component: extracellular matrix.